This is a messenger RNA of Ricinus communis (castor bean), 6988 nucleotides long. RefSeq lists its product as uncharacterized. Gene Ontology annotation, biological process: ribosome biogenesis. The record is from RefSeq and is a predicted model, not a curated record. Gene Ontology annotation, cellular component: nucleolus. The transcript is spliced from 10 exons. NCBI's taxonomy places the organism in Eukaryota, Viridiplantae, Streptophyta, Magnoliopsida, Malpighiales, Euphorbiaceae. The coding region runs from base 129 to 6482 and encodes 2117 amino acids.
CAUUUGCUGGGCUCCGUUUCAGUCACGAACUUAAAGCCUAAAACCCUAACAGGCAAAAACCCUUCCCUCUCAAAAUCUCCAAAAAGGGAAUCAAAAUUGACAGUGAGAGCACAAAACUUGGGAGUAAAAUGGCGGAUUCAUCAGCAAAAUCCUCAAACAAGAAGAAGAAAAAGAGAAAGCAGCUAACCAGUCUCGACGAGAAACAAAGACCUCCUAAAACGCACCGUGUUAGUGAUGAACAAGAGAAAGAAAAGGUAAUGGAAUUAGGUGAAAGCUCAAAACAGAACGAACUGAAUCAUACAAUUGAAGCAGCGCAUCCAUGGAGAAAUCUGCAGCUGAUCCUCUCUCUUCAAAACAAAGAAAUUGACCUUCAGAAGAAGGUUGAAUUAGCUUUCAGUUACGUGAAUUUGAGGGCAACGGAGGAAGCCAAUGAAGUUGAAGAAGAAGAAGAAACAGUGAAAUUAUCACAACUUGUCGUUUUCCUUAACGAUUGGAUUCAGUCACUAUUGAUUUCCACAGAUAAAAAAAUGAUAAUUGAUUCUGGAGUGAUUGUUGAGGCAUGCCUAGAUUAUAGAUGUUGGGUUAUUUUCAAGUUCUGUUUGGAAAAAUCUUUGAGGUUUCAAGUUUCCCCGAGUCUUUCACGGAACCUUUUGCGCACUAUCUCUUGUCUUUCAAGUAAUGCGUUGUCUUUAUUGAUGGAGGCUUCUGUGGAUUGUAAAGAUUUGGUUUUUAAUGAAGGGUCAUUGAAUAGUGUUGUCUCGGAUUGUGUUUCUAUGGUAUUCUCAUCUCAUGGUGGUUUGUCAAAUCAGAAUGUGGAGUUAUGGAUUUCAACUGUACGUGUUGUUCUUGAGCUUGCGUGUAAAAUUUAUGACGAAAAUCUUGAGGGUGGAAAUGCAGGUUCUUUUUCCCUGCGGUUUUGUUGUUUGGUACUUGAACCAUUUGCCAAGUUUUUAAAGGUCCACCCGACUCGGAAAAAUGGAUUUCGUGAUUUUAUUGAUGAACUUCUUGGACCACUAUUGCAUUUGUUGGGUAUAUUGCAUCUUCGUUUUAAUGGAAGCAAUCCUUCUUGGAUGGCGAACUUAUUGCGAAUAGUUGAAGAGGUUUUUUCGCAGGGAGUUUUCCAUUCAGUCCAUGUUGAUGGAUUUCUGAGCUUACACAGUACAGAAAAAUAUUCUGCAUCCGGUGAUGGAAAUGUGAAAGACUCUAAAAUAGUCAACAAAAGUUACCAUAAACAUUUGUUUGAUAAAUUGGAAAGAAUUAUGACCUCAAAGAAGGAGGCUGAAUUGAGCGGCUUAGGAAAAUUAUUUCACUUGCUUGUUGAUCGAGUGAAAAAGCAAAAAGCAGCUCCAAUGUCAUCUGAAGAGGCCAGAAUGGCAGGGAAGCCAGACGGGUCGAUGUAUUUAUCUGCUGAUAGUCCUAAAAUGUUACAACAAAGUAGUAGUGCACCACUAGAGAAUAGUUAUGUUGCUAGUAAUUUGACUUCAGAAAAAAGAAAAUCACUGUUUGAUUUUUUUGUACAGAUUAUGGAGCCGCUUUUCCUUGAAAUGAAAAGCUAUCUUCAAAGUGAAUUGGAAAUAGGCCCUCUGCUGUUCGAUGUUUGUUGUACACUCAAAUCAAUCAAUCAUUUACUCGCGAGCUUUUCCCUUGAAAGGUUAUACAUAAAAACAGAGGAUAUCUCUGAAGGAGCUUUCCUUAAUUUCUUGAAGAAGAUUUACACUGCUAUUUUCUCAUUUUCCACCAAUUUACUUCGUUUUUCAAUAAAUGAUAUAGAUAGUGGGACUCAAGAGACAUUAACUUUAUUAGCAAAUGAGUUACUUAUUGCUUUGCGGUACCUUUUGGAUAUUGAAUAUGAAGUAAUUGGGAAUGACUUAACAAGCUUAUGGCUUAUGGUGCUUUCUUACUUGGCUCUUGGUCAUUCUUUUAAAGAUGCACCAAAUCAAUGCUUGUUAACUUCUCAGAUACUAGGAUUUGGAUGCCAGCUGGUUAAGCUUUACAGUGAACUUCGGCAGGUGGAGAAUACGAUAUGUGCACUCUGUAAAGCAAUCAGGCUUGUAACAGUACACAAAAAUAAUCAUAAUGGUGAUUGGAGUUAUGGUUGUUUUGGGUCCUCCAAAACAUCUUUGCCCUAUGAAGCAUUUGCAAAAGCUGUGGAAAUGAUGUUAUGUGCACAAGAAUUUAAACUAGCCAUUCACGAUGGUAUUAAGUCUAUACCUGAAGGGCAGGCAAGUGAGUGUAUUCGGCAAUUAAGCGAGGAUUUAUCAGAAUCCCUUGAAUGGAUGAAAAGUAUUAAUUCAGUUGCUGAUGCAAAGGAGUUUCAGGAAUCAAACACAAGAAGUUGUAAAAUGAGCUGUUUUGAUCUGCAAGCAGAACUUUUUGGCAGAGGAUUCUCUGAAAUAUAUGCAUUAGUGCUAGAUUCAUUGACUGUCACAAGUGGGAACAGUACCCUCCUUGGAAAAUCUUUAAAAGACCUGAUGGCUGUGAGUUGUCCCUCCAUGAGCAUUCUGGUUGGACUACAGCCAAAUAGUGUCAAUGAGUUCCUUUCAUUCAUCACUGGAAAACCUUCUCAUAUGAGGCCUGAUGUUACCAAACAUAAAAUGCCGAAGCUUGGAGUGUCUACCCACUGGGUCUUUGUGUUCUUUUUUCGCUUGUAUAUGUCCAGCCGAAGCCUGUAUAGGCAAGCCAUCGCCCUUAUGCCUCCAGAUAAAUCAAGAAAGAUGUCAGCUGUAAUGUGGGAUUCAUUUACAGCAUACUCUGGAAAAGAUUUGAUGGAGAGAACCAAUUGGACCAAUGACAGUUAUUUUUCUUCGGUUUUACAACCCUCGGCUUCCCUCCUUGUUGUUAUAAAAUCUGUCUCAGACAAUUGUCCUCAGGGUAGCAAUGCAGAUUGCUCUCCUCUGAUAUAUGUAUUUCAUGCUAUGGCUCUACAGAGGCUUAAUGAUCUGAACAGGCAGAUUAAAUAUUUGGAUUAUAUACGGAAAAGCAUUGACAGUAUUAUCGAAGUCAACUUACUUGAUGAUGCUAGCUUGUCACAGUAUUGUAAAAGGAAUAGAAAGUGGGGAAGACAUCUCUCUUGUUUGAAGGAAGAGGCAGAGGGUCUUGCUGAGUAUAUCAUGAGUCAUCUCUCAUUAUUGGGUAAUGAUCGAAUCUCAGUCCAAAAUCUCAGUCUGGCUACCGAUGGCCAUGCUCUAGUUGAGAGUGAUGAAUGGGAUUUAGGUGUUUGUUCUGUGAACAAGAAGUCAUUGCCUACUGCAAUCUGGUGGAUUGUUUGUCAAAAUAUUGAUAUUUGGUCCAUUCAUGCUAGGAAGAAGAAAUUAAAGAUAUUCCUCUCCCACGUCAUCCGCACUGGUAUAUCCUUAACAACAAGAGACUUCACAGUGGGAGAAGGCAACAAGACUGGUGAAGCUGGUUUUCUGAAUAAGAUAACUGUGCAUCAAAUCUCAUCAGAACUUUUAAUCAAGUCCAUUCUUUAUGAGCAUAAUUUUGUUCGCAGGCAUUUGGCAUCAAGAUUUUGCCAUUUAUUGAAGAAUUCAGUCCUAGCAAUAUUUAAUGAUUUUUCAAUUAUGGAUGUUGACAUCAAUUCAUUUCCUAAUUGGCAAGAGGUUUUAAGUACAGUUGGAAGCUUGCCAAUGGCUAUUUUAGAAAGCAAACAUGUUACUUUUGAUGAGCUGUCAGAGGAAAGACCAAUUUCUCCUUUGUCAUCUAAGAUAGCUGCAGAUAAUUCCAUGGAAUCACCUGACAUGAAAUUCAGAGCUUGUCAGAGUUUGCUUAAGCUUUUGUGUUGGUUGCCUAAAGGAUACAUGAAUUCAAGAUCAUUCUCAAUUUAUGUGACUUAUCUACUCAACCUUGAAAGGUAUAUAAUUAGCAGCAUAUCAGAAUGUACAGGUGCAAUGUCUUCGUAUAACCGGUUUGAGCUCCUAAGGUUACUUAUAUCCUGCCGAAGGGCCUUGAAAUAUUUAGUUAUGGCACUUAGUGAAGAGAAGACAAUAACUUCUCAUUCCUCAGUCACCCCAGUUCUAUCUGAGGGUUUAUUUUCUGUUUUAUGGCUUUUCAAGUCAGUUUUCAUGGUUGUCGGGCUUCAAGAGACAUUCUCAAAAGAUGAUUCAGAUGAGAUUGGGGAGAUGAUAUUCUCAUUGAUGGAUCACACAUCAUACCUGUUCCUGGAAUUGAGCAAGCACAGCUGUACUUGUGCUAUUCGCUCCAUAAUUUCUAAAGAACCUCAUGAAGAGCAGACAAAUGUUAGAAGUGUCCAGGAAGUCAGUACUUCAAAUGAAUCUGAUUCACGUGUGGAUUCCUGGGGAAGUGAUAAAGGCUGGAAAAAUAUUUUAGUUAUGGCUGAGAGUUUGAAGGAACAGACGCAGGGUUUACUUAUUUAUUUGAAGGAUGCCCUUUGCAAUGAGAAAUUAGGAAAUGGUGUUGAUCUUGUCAAUUUGAACAAUUUAUCGUCUAUGGUUUCUUGGAUUAGUGGGUUCUUGUGGGGCGUGUCAUCUGCCUUGAACCAUACAAAUAAGAUAGAUAGUGAUAAGGUGGAGAUAUUGAAAUUGAAUUUUGAACCUAGCUCCCAAAUUGGUCUUUGUAUAAAUGUGUUCACUGAUUUUAUUAGUUUUAUAUUACACAAGUAUUUUGUUGAGGAUGAUCGUCAGCGUGGAAGUUCAUUUGAUGUUCAAAAUGUUGAACAGCCAUCUGAUCGAAGUAAUUGGUUAGGUUCAGAGGAUACUCUAAAUAAAGGGUAUUCUCAGACUGACGAUUCAGGUGGUGCCCAGAGUCCAAUAUCCAUAGCUGCAGAAAACUGCUUAACAGCGUCAACUAUUGAUGAUAAUAUCCAUAAUGGUAGUAUGCAAAGGAAGAGUUCAAACUUGGAAGAAGCAACUGUUGCUAGUGUUUUGAGUCAGCUUGACAACUACAAAUGUGAAUCACUAAAUAAUUAUUUUUUGCAGAGCUUGCUAGAUGGUGAUCACCCUGAAGCCGCAAUCUUAAUCAGGCAACUUUUAAUUGCCUCUUCAGCUCUUUUGAAGCUGAAUUUACAGACAAAUUGUACUACCUCAUUGUCCAGCUUGGUGCCAAGUUUUUUUGGCAUAUCUCAUGUCUUGCUGUUGAAGUUAGCCGAUGUGUCAGAGGUGCCACAGCCAUUUUCUUUGAUAUGGUUAGAUGGUGUUCUCAAGUAUCUGCAAGAGUUAGGGAGCCAUUUUCCUUCAAAAGUUGAUUCUACCUCUACUGUAAGUGUGUAUACCAGGCUGGUAGAGCUGCACUUGAAUGCUUUAGGAAAAUGCAUUACUUUACAGGGAAAAGAAGCUACACUGGCUUCUCAUGAAAUGGAAUCAUCUUCUAAGAUACUGAGCAACAAUAAAGGAUCAUCUGAAUCAUCAUUUUCUCAUACGUCAUUCUUCUUGGAUGAAUUUAAAGCUAGGUUGAGGAUGUCAUUAAAAGUGUUAAUAAGCAAGUCAAUAGAGUUGCACAUGUUCCCUGCAAUACAGGCUAUUGAGAGAGCAUUGGUAGGAGUGCAAGAAGGCUGUACAAUGAUCUAUGAAAUAAAAACCGGAACUGCAGAUGGUGGAAAGGUUUCCUCAACCGUUGCAGCUGGCAUUGACUGCUUGGAUCUGGUUCUGGAAUACAUUUCAGGUGGCCGACAGUCGAGUGUAGUUAGAGGACACAUUCAGAAACUUGUUGCUGCUUUGUUUAACAUAAUUGUUCACUUGCAAAGUUCACUAGUGUUCUAUGUUAGACCAACAGGUAGUGUUCAUAACGGUCCAGAUCCUGGAGCAGUCAUUCUUAUGUGUGUUGAGGUAGUAACGAGAAUUUCUGGAAAACGUGCUCUUCAAAUGGCUUCCUGGCAUGUAGCACAGUCUUUACAUGUACCUGCAGCACUUUUUCAGGAUUUUUCUCAACUCAGACUUUCUAAAGGUCCUCCUUUACCUGAUCUCUUUUUGGAUAACCAAGACUGUGACCCUGUUAUGGGCAAGUGUUCCAGUGUUGUAGAUAGAAAGUUCUCAGUAGAAUUAUAUGCUGCAUGCUGCCGAUUACUGUAUACCACAUUGAAGCAUCAAAAAAGAGAGUCAGAAAAGUGCAUUGCUGUGCUUCAAAAUUCUGCUCGCGUUCUUCUUCAUUGUUUGGAGACGGUGGAUAAUGACUUAAGAGUUAGAAAAGGUUAUUACUCAUGGGGAGCUCAAGAGGGAGUAAAGUGUGCCUGUGCUCUUCGGAGGAUUUAUGAAGAGUUAAGGCAUCAUAAAGAUGAUUUUGGGCAGCACUGUUUCAAGUUUCUAUCCGAUUACAUAUGGGUUUAUUCCGGAUACGGUCCCCUUAAAACUGGCAUCAGAAGGGAGAUGGACGAAGCUCUGAAACCUGGUGUAUAUGCUUUAAUAGAUGCAUGUUCAGUUGAUGAUCUUCAGUAUCUUCAUUCUGUAUUUGGAGAGGGACCUUGCAGGAAUACACUGGCAGUUCUGCAACAUGAUUACAAGCUGAAUUUCCAGUAUGAAGGGAAAGUCUGACCUAAGAUUCUUUCACUGGUGAAGUAAAUGGCUGCUGGAUUAAAUUUGAAACGACAAUUCUUUCGAUCGUGCUGAGAAAACUACAGUGAUGUAUUAUCUGCCAAACAGAAUCAUGCAAUAACUAGAUUUCUCAGAAGUUUGACGUUGGAAAUCCAAAUACUCCAAGCAAUGUCCCCGUAUACAACGUAUUGAUAACAAAAUGCAGCAAAAGAAGGUGACAGACAAAACUUAUAAUCUUUUCUUUUCAGUAAUAGGUGUGCAUGACAACAAGAAUGAAGUUUCACCAAUUUUGUCCAAAUAAUCUCAAGUUGGGUAGAGCCCUAGUCUUGAUUUAUUACCAUGAUAUUCCUGUUGGCUGCUUUCAUUUUAUUUGUAUAUACAAAAUAGAUAGACUUCUUCACGUUGUUAAGUUGCAAAGUCUUUGCCUUUAAAUGACAGUCAAUCUUCUGAUCAUUUAUGCAAGUAUAUGAGAAAGAAAUAUAGCACUACAAAUGGUAGAUUCGUUA